This is a messenger RNA of Cryptomeria japonica (Japanese cedar), 765 nucleotides long. Its product is annotated as vegetative cell wall protein gp1-like. The coding region runs from base 1 to 765 and encodes 254 amino acids. The transcript has 3 exons. The record is from RefSeq and is a predicted model, not a curated record. NCBI's taxonomy places the organism in Eukaryota, Viridiplantae, Streptophyta, Pinopsida, Cupressales, Cupressaceae.
AUGGAUGAAGAGGAGAUUAUUCAACCCGAUGAGGUCUAUCCCCUUAAGAAGAAGGAUGAUUCCAUUAUUCUUAUUGAUGAUGAUGUUCAGAACACAAUGGACCUAUCUGAACACAACUCUGCACCAGAUAUGGAGCCCCCAGCAAUCACUAAUGUACAGGGUACCGGACUGACAGGCUUGUCAGACCUGUCAGUCCGGCCCCUGCGGCCCCGCCGGUGGCCCCUCCAUCCUUUUCUGGCUCCCUGCGCCUCCGAUUUCCGGCCCCUACCACCAAUGUCUUCUCCUCGCCGCCCGACACCCUCUGGCGGCCCUGCUGCUCUUCGGCCGCCGCUUCGCAGCAGCCCAGCCUCCUUGACCGCUGCUACUCCCUAUGCUCGUUGCCUUCUGCACCGCCGCCACCAGAAGCUUUCCCUGCCGCCGCCUACGGCCCCAGCUCCCCGCUCAGCCUGCAGCCCGUCGCCAUGCGGCCUCCGCCCUAGCCCCCGCCACUCAGCUCCUGACCGCUGCUCCUCUCCCCAACCGCCGCCCUGCAGCUCCUGGCCGUCGCUCAGUCCCCGGCCGCCGCUCAGCUCCCCGGCCUACCGCCCACGCCCGACCGCCGUGCCGUCCGACCCUGACUUGCUCCGCCUAGCCAUCGGGGACGCUCCGCCCUGCCACCGGAGCUCCACCCGGCCACCACCGGAGCGUCGCUCCCUGGCCACCGGACCACCCACUGGCCACCAGACCCCUUUUUUGGCUCUUUCAGGGGGGGAUUUGUCAAAGUGA